Molecule: messenger RNA, 1099 nt
Organism: Aptenodytes forsteri (emperor penguin)
Lineage: Eukaryota; Metazoa; Chordata; Aves; Sphenisciformes; Spheniscidae
Gene: VPS26C
Product: DSCR3 arrestin fold containing
Exons: 7
Coding region: 65-832 (255 amino acids)
Biological process (GO): intracellular protein transport
Cellular component (GO): endosome
Source: RefSeq, a predicted model, not a curated record
UCUUUCUGGAGUUGUGGUCAUAACAAGUAAGGACACAGUCCAGCACCAAGGUAUCUUGUUAACAAUGGAAGGAUCAGUAAAUCUGCAGCUUAGUGCCAAAAGUGUGGGUGUGUUCGAAGCUUUCUAUAACUCUGUCAAGCCUAUUCAAAUUAUUAACAGCACUAUUGAAAUGGUAAAACCAGGGAAACUUCCCAGUGGCAAGACAGAAAUCCCGUUUGAAUUUCCAUUGCAUAUGAAGGGGAACAAAGUUCUGUAUGAGACAUAUCAUGGUGUCUUUGUUAAUAUUCAGUAUACCCUACGGUGUGAUAUGAGACGUUCUCUGCUGGCAAAAGACCUAAGUAAGACUUGUGAAUUCAUUGUCCACUCACUGUCACAGAAAGGGAAACUGAUGCCAAGCCCAGUAGACUUCACAAUUACUCCUGAAACUUUGCAAAAUGUUAAAGAGAGAGCUUCACUUCCAAAAUUUCUCAUCAGAGGUCAUCUCAGUUCUACAAACUGUAUCAUUACACAGCCGCUAACAGGGGAGCUGGUAGUGGAGAACGCAGAGGCUGCAGUCAAAAGUAUCGAGCUGCAGUUAGUACGUGUGGAAACCUGUGGGUGCGCGGAAGGUUACGCCAGAGAUGCCACAGAGAUACAGAAUAUUCAGAUCGCUGAUGGGGAUGUCUGCAGGGGCCUACCAAUUCCUAUAUACAUGGUGUUCCCCAGGUUGUUCACCUGCCCUACCCUGGAAACAACAAACUUCAAAGUUGAGUUUGAAGUUAACGUUGUUGUCCUUCUGCAUGAUGAUCAUCUCAUCACAGAGAACUUCCCACUGAAGCUCUGCAGGAUGUAAAUAGUCAGAGGAGAAUUACUUAAGGAUUUACUGAAAAAGGACAAAAUUCUUCAGAGACAAAGUGAAAUUUUAUCCACAUCUUACUUGAACUGAAAACACAUUGCUUCCUUCUCCCUGCUGGUAGUUCUUGUGCUUUCAGUUCUCUGUAAACCUUGCUAAGACUUUGCCUGCCUUGCGAUAGCCUACGUGGAUGUAUCUAUCCAGACAGCCUUGUCAGGCAUCUCUCUGACCUCAACCACCAUGUUUCCCCCCAUUUUUCUCAGACAA